Molecule: messenger RNA, 2521 nt
Organism: Ceratosolen solmsi marchali
Lineage: Eukaryota; Metazoa; Arthropoda; Insecta; Hymenoptera; Agaonidae
Exons: 9
Coding region: 14-2521 (835 amino acids)
Source: RefSeq, a predicted model, not a curated record
AAAAUUUUUAAAAAUGUAUCCAAAUUUAUUCAAGCACUUGGAUUUAUCGAAACUUUGUAAUGAUGUAUCAAAACCUAUUGAUUUAUCACUAAUCGAAGAGAAAGCAUUAUGCCUCGACGAAGAAGAAAAAUAUCCAGAACUGUCAGUAAAAAUGUUUUUUGAUUUUAUGAAAACCGCUUAUCAAGUAAAUGAAACUUUUGAAGAAUUAGCUAGUACCUUAUCAGCAAAUAGUGAAAUUGACUGGGCGACGCUUGUUAAAGUUUCGUUAAAUUUAAAAGAAACAGAGUACGAGGCAAAAUCAGAAAAUGUCAUAAAAGAAUAUAAAAAAUUACAAACUACUUGUCUAAGGGAGCCAAAUAAUCUAAAUUUAGCUUCAGAAGCAGAAGCGAUUCCUAUUAAUGUGCAGGAGUCAGAAAGUUUAAUUACACCAUUAGGAGACAGAAGCAAUCAAUUUUUAAAUAUUAAAACUUCAAAUAAAAAUAAUGUGUAUAAAUCAAAAAGUUUAACAACAAUAGAAUCUGCACAAAUAAAAAAAGAAUAUUUACUAACAAAAGUUAUGAAAAGAUGUUUAAGCGAUGUUCUUCAUGAAGGUUUAUUAGAUUCAGUUCUUCCAUAUAUGAUUCCUAAGCAUGUACUCUCACAACCUACUAUAAAAAAGUCUUUAAUUAUGGAUUCUAAAAAAUCAUCCUUUAUCUCUAAUGAUAUGGACAGUUGUAUAAUUAAUGCAAUAACUGGUAACAAAGAAAAAGAUAAAGAUAAAAAUAAACAAAAGAACAGCAUUGAAACUGAAGUAGAAAUCCAUGUAUGCGAUGAAGUAAAGAAUAUCAAGAAGAAUUUUCGUUGUCCUCAAAGAUUAUUAAUACAGAAAAUGUGUUAUUUUGCUGAUGUUACAACUGGUCAGAAAUUAGAAGAAAUGGAUAUUUCUGUACAUUGUGAUGUUGUUAUUUUUGAUUGGCUUAUGAGAUGGGUUAAAAAAGACAUUAUUAAAACAUCGGAAUGGCCAGUUCUCGAAGCACAUAAUGUUAUUCCUAUUAUGGUAUCUGCAUCUUUUCUUCAAAUGUAUCCAUUAUUAGAAAGCUGCCUAAUAUAUUGUCACAUUAAUAUGUCAGAAAUUUUGAAAACUACUACAAUUUUAACCUGUUUAAAUGAUAAUUUGUUAACAAAAUUAGCAGAUCUGUAUACUAAUAUAGACGUAGAAACCAUAAAAGAUAAAAAGGACAAAAUUCAAAGUCGUUUAUUUUGUAAAUUAAUUAUGUCAUUAUCUAAUUCAAAACCAGAUAAUAAAAAAGGGCAUUUUGAUUCAUUAGCUACAUUUUUUAAAUGUGUAAAGUGUGAAAAAAAUGUAGUUUCUUCUGUUUCAAAUUUAAUCCCCUGUAUACCUAGUAAUAUGAGAAUUGAUAUUAAAGGAAAUCUUCACAGUAAACAUACUAGAGAUAUGACAUGGAAUUUAAAUAAUUAUAUUAUUAAUCUGCGAGCCGAAUUACGCUCGUGGCGUAAAAUUUAUUGGAGACUUUGGGGUGAUUGUCAUUUUCUUUUUUGUCGACAGUGUGGAAUUUAUUUUCCCAUUAAUCAGAUGGAUUGGUGCUCUUAUCAUCCUGAAAAUCCACAAUUCUUUAUAAAUGAACAACAAAAAAUACUGCCUUUACCUUUAGGAAGAUACCCGUGUUGCAGUCAAAGAGCUUAUAAAUUUCAAAUCAUAACUAAUAAAAAUGGCUGCAAAUUUCGAGAACAUGUUCCAGAGAUAAUUUCGGAAAAGGAUGAAAAUAUUAUCAAUAUUUUUCUUGCAUAUAGAGAAAUUAUAUCUAUCGCAGUUCCACAGUUAUUUUUUCCAGAAAAAAUUACACGAUUAUUAACCCAUGAUCCUUUACUUCCACCCGGCAAAUUAUGGUGCAAAGAAACAUUUUGGUGGGAAGGAAUUGAAAUUAUACCGCCUAGACCAAAAUUUGGCCUUCUCGCAAAAAUUUGGGGUGGAUCAGGUCUUCACAAAUCGUAUCAUAUAUCUUCACAAAAAAUGGUUAAAAAAAUACAUCAAAGAUCUUUAGCUGAUGUUUCUUCUAUAUCUUCAGAAUUUUUGAGUGAUGAAGAUGAAAAAAGUCAAGAUGAAAACAGUAGCAUCGAUGAAGAAUCUAUUGAAAGUGAAGAAUUUUGCGAUUGUGAAUCUACUGAUGUUUCAAUUAAAAAAAAUAAAACAAAAUUUAAUAUUCUUAAAACAUGUGAAGGAAUGGGAGCAUGGAGUCCAAAUUUAACUAUCAGAUAUAACCAAGACAACCAAAGAGAUUUUGAAGAGAAAGCAGCAGUACAAAUGAUAGCAUUAUUAUCUAAAAGAGCUAUGUUAGAAUUGAAUUUACAUUUAAAAACUCAUUCCUCUGGAAAACAUAGUACUUGGAAUAAUAGUACACAUCCAAUUGGAGGAUCAUAUGUACAAGUAGAGGUUGAAUUUUUUAAUCAAAUAGCUCAAAAUAGUAAGUGUAAAAAUAAUGUAUCAGUUAAAGGUUCAACAAGAUUCAAAACAUCAAAGUAA